Messenger RNA from Trematomus bernacchii (emerald rockcod), 3627 nucleotides. RefSeq names its product F-box protein 8 (gene fbxo8). Gene Ontology annotation, molecular function: protein binding; guanyl-nucleotide exchange factor activity. The record is from RefSeq and is a predicted model, not a curated record. Gene Ontology annotation, biological process: regulation of ARF protein signal transduction. The transcript is spliced from 8 exons. The coding region runs from base 165 to 1124 and encodes 319 amino acids. Lineage: Eukaryota; Metazoa; Chordata; Actinopteri; Perciformes; Nototheniidae.
GAUGAUACACCGAGAAAGGUUCCUGAACCCAAAGGAGCUACUGCUCUGUUAUAUUUGUUCUUGUUGAAAUGACAUGACAUCUCGAUACGUUUGAUGUAAAGGACAACACAUUUCCAGCUGUACUUGUGUGCAGGUCGGGUUUUCACAGGAAUAACUAAACUCAGAUGGGUCAGGCACUGUGGAGGCUGCCUCCCAGACAACAGCAGCAGCUUCAGGAAGAGCUCGCAGACCGACUGGCCGACCAGGAAGAAGGACAGGAGCAAGGGAGAGAUGGAGGUCCCCAGAGAAGAGCUCCUCAGCAGUGUUAUGGUCCUGACAUCUACCAUCUGCUGAGAACACGCAUUGGAGGUAAGGAACGGCAUGGUUUUAUAGACUUGGAGAUGUUGCCCCCUGAAUUAGGCAUCACCAUACUUUCAUACCUGAAUGCUACUGAUCUGUGCCUGGCUGGCUGCGUGUGGCAGGACCUCGGAAAUGACGAAUACCUGUGGCAGGGGCUGUGUAAGUCCACAUGGGGACACUGCUCCAUCUACAACAAAAGACUUCCUGCUGGAUUUUCAUACAGGAGACUUUACCUCCAGCUGGAUGAAGGCUGCCUGACAUUCAAUGCUAACGCUCAGGAGGGUAUUAGUUACUUCAUGUUCAGAGGUAUCCUGGUGGAUCAUCCCAAAGAGCUGGCUAAAUUCAUCUUCUACACCAGACGGCUCAACUGGAAGAUGCUGAGGGUUUAUCUGGAUGAGAGGCGGGAUGUUCUGGACGAGUUGGUGACGCUCCAUAACUUCAGUAACCAGUUCCUCCCCAACGCUCUGAGGGACUUUUUCAGACACAUCCACGCCCCCGAGGAGAGGGGAGAGUAUCUGGAGACCCUCAUCACCAAGUUCAGCCACAGAUUCUGUACCUGCAACGCCGGCCUGGUCCGAGAUCUGGGCCUUAGUCCUGACGCUGUGUACGUGCUGUGCUACAGUCUCAUCCUGCUGUCCAUCGACCUGACCAGCCCCCACGUCAAAAACAAGAUGUCCAAGAGGGAGUUCAUCAGGAACACUCGCCGAGCAGCACAUAAUGUCUCGGAUGACUUUGUGGGCCAUCUCUAUGACAACAUAUACCUGAUCGGACACGUGGCUGCGUAGCUGCCGUCCCAACUCUCAUACUGCACUAAAGAUAGGACACAUGUCUGGGGAGAACGGAACACUGUGGAAAUGGAUUCAACAAUAUUCACCACAACCACUGAGUCUUGGUAGAAUGGUUAAGAAAAACCAAUCAAAUCCACCACUGCACUGUGAGAGACUCUGCUACCAGAUAUGUUAUUAGAUUUUUAUCAGAGGUGUGAAACAUCUGAAGUGUCUUUAAAACCAAGUCACUGCAAAGAAGGAGGUUUUAAAGAGGAACCAUGAAGACGAGCUCUGACACUGCACUGACGGAUGGUGACUGCUGAUGGGUGGAGGAGGAGCACCCCCCUCCGCCUGUCACACAUGCCGGGACAGUCCUGCUGCUUUCCUAUUGGACAGCUGCUUUACGUUCACUAGUAGGACAAACUCCGGCUCAUUCUUGUAGGAAGUGGCACUGAAGACCACUCACUAAUAUCACUAACAGCAUUUACCAGCGGGACUCAUGACGGAGGUGCCUUGGAGCUCUAUGGCUGCACCUUCAUACAUCAUGCAGCCGUAACAUGCAGAAAGCUAGCUGGAACAGCUUUCUGUGGCUCAUACUACAUCUUUCUCUUUUCAGUUUAUGACAAAAUGAACAACACAACAACACUUUCAUGCAAUAAUAUGUUCUUACUUACUUUUUUAAAGAUUUGCUUGUAUGUGUUCCAAGAUAAAGGCGUCAAACUGCACAGACCAAGGUAAAAAAAGAGGUUUCAGUCGGCUGAGUGUCACCAAUCAACGCCUACACCUGCCAUAUAGGGCUGGUCCACUCUCAGAAAUAUUCCAAUAUAGGAUAUUCAAAUCUAAAAUACAAAUGAUGAUGAUGCUAAGGUGAUGGAAGGAAUAUGAAUCAAGCAUUAAGUUUGUUAUAGUUGUACGUUUAAUUCUUGUUAAUUUUGGUUUCAUAUUCCAACUACACAUUCAUUCAGACUUAAGAAUGAUAAAUGUAAGUCAAAUACAUGUUUUGUUUCUCCUGGGGAGAAUGCCGCACUAACAUACCUGUCCAAUUUUAAGUUUUUGUUUAAACUUGCAAAGUAAAAAAACUAAUUUUAAAAACAUGUAAAUCCUAAGGACUGCGUGGAUUCUGAUGGAUUGUUUCAUGAUGCAUCUCAUGGUCACACAUGAAAGGAAGAGUAAAUAGACACUGAGUAUUUUCAGUGUGGCAGGAACCAGCUGUAUGAAAUUGAAUGUAUUAAUAUACAUGAAAUGAGGGAAAUAUUGAAUCUCUGUGCUUUGAAGGUGACGGAUCUGAAGCAACUGCUUGUUAGCUGCUUAAAACAAAAGUGUUUGUGAAGCGAGGGUCUGUGAUGGACCUGGAUCUAAUUCUGCCAUCGGUACCAAGGUCAUGGCGAGAGUGUAGAGAUGACAAAGUAAAGUGAAGUAGAACAGCAGAUGUUUAUCAAGUCAUCCUGCAGUUCAGACGCUUGACUGGUCACACGAGGACAGAGCAGUAAGUUGUAUAAGGUUCAUGAAGUUCUUGUGUUUUAACAACACACACAUAUUAACCCCUCAUUACCACAGCUUGAGCGUCAGUUACUGAAGUCCUGGCCUUCAAUUUAUAUCAAGAAGAUAUUGCUGCCAAGACUUAAUGGCAUAAUCCAUCAAUUUAAAUUAGACAUGUAGUUAUAAUUACUGUCAAGCACUGCAGCUGUAAUCCUGUCAAAAGCACUGUCAUUCUUCCAGAAAUGACUGAAUGCAUCUCAAAUUAUGAAUUUAUCAUCAACAGUGCACAGUCAUGGGAAAAUCAGAUUUUUUUUAACACUAUAAUAAGCAGUGUGUUAAAGUAAUAGGUAAAAUAUAUGUGUAGUUAAAAAUGAUGGAUUACUUGUGUCAGUGCAGGAAUAUGUGUGAUUAGUUUUUAAUGGAUUGGUUUUUGCAAUAGUGAAAGUCCAUGACAUCUGGAGGGCAGCACUACAAUACAGAAGAGAUGUGGCAUCUGUUGAAAUGGAAGUAUACAAUAAACUCGAAUGUGGACAUAAUGAUGGCUUCUAACAUUUAAAUAUGAAACACAUUUUCAGCUGCACUGAUUCCCAUCAGACCUGAAAGUAGCAUGCAGUCGCUGAGUCCCAGCAGCUAGCAUGUAGCCGCAGCUAACAGGGAGCAGGAACAGCAAGACGGACAUUUUUUUAUUUAUACCUCUAUUUUUUUAAUGAAGUGUUUAUAUCCUGACCUAGAUAACUAGUUGCAAUUUGUAACAAAUAUGAAAGUCAAAGUAAAUUCUCUGUUAGGAUUCUCUGCAUUAGAUUGUAAAUCUGACCAUGGUUGUACUCGGGGAAAAAAGUAUAUUAUUGGAGAUAUAUAUUAUUGCUGAUGGUGCACACUGACUUAUAACCAUAAUGUUAUUGUUUUCUUUAAAUGAUCUAGGAAAUCCACGUCCUGUUGUGUUGUUUUUCUUUGUGGUUACUAAGACUGUAUGACUGACACAAUGUACUGAGGAAGUGUUCUAAAUGUCUGCCUCAUUAAAACAGGGCUUCAUUUGACUGAU